This is a messenger RNA of Raphanus sativus (radish), 1698 nucleotides long. Its product is annotated as FBD-associated F-box protein At3g49020-like. The transcript is spliced from 4 exons. Bases 255 to 1592 code for a protein of 445 amino acids. Lineage: Eukaryota; Viridiplantae; Streptophyta; Magnoliopsida; Brassicales; Brassicaceae. The record is from RefSeq and is a predicted model, not a curated record. Gene Ontology annotation, molecular function: protein binding.
GAGAUAACCGGUCGGUCUCAGUAUCCAUCCUCUUUUACUUGACUUCUCGUCUUCUUUCUCUCCAGAUUCUUUGCACUUUUUCACUGUUGUUUCUCCGUUUGUCUUUUUUUUUUUCUGGCUCGCUCACCUCAUCCUUUUACUACUAAAAACACAAGUGAAUAAUGUUGAAGCUAAAUCUUCACCAGUAACAUCUCUAAGCUUUAGCCAGAUUCGUGUUUUGUCUUUGCGUUCGGAGCGUUCUUAAUCUGAAGGAAAUGAAACAAAAACGCAAAAUGGUCGGUGGUGAAAGUUUGAGAAAUGGAGAUGCUAUCAACAAGGACAUGAUCAGUGAGUUACCUGAAGCUUUACUCCUGCAUAUAUUGUCUUCAGUUCCAACAAGAGAUGCCAUAGCUACUAGUGUUUUGUCCAAACGGUGGAGAUCUCUCUGGAAGAUGGUGCCAAAGCUCGACUUUGAAUCUAAUAUUGAACAGGUGUCUUCAGAGGAUGUUUACAGGCUGCUGCUUUUGCACAAAGCUCCGUUUCUGGAAAGUUUACAUUUGAACAUUGAAAAUACAAGUGGUCGUUUGGAUAUUGGAAUCUUGAUUGGAAUUGCAUUGUCUCGCCAUGUGCGUAAAUUGGAGUUGGAUCUCUACAAUGAUGGUCACAAGACAGUUAGGUUUCCGAGUGUAUUGUGUAGCUAUAACAAUACACUGGAGGUACUCAAGCUCAUGUAUCACGUUCUUUUAGACUUCCCUUCUCGGGUUUGUUUCAAUGCCCUUAGAGAGCUGCAUCUUUACUACGUGGUAUUUGAAAAUGAAGCAUCUGUUUGCAACCUUUUAUCUGGCUGCCCUAGGCUUCGAGAUUUGGUUGUGGAACGAAAUAGCAAUUUCGAUGUGGAGACUUACACUAUCGCUGUACCAUCGUUGCAGAGGCUAACCAUAGAAGAGGAUUAUAGUAGCACAGAUGUUGGUGGUGGAGGCUACGUGAUAAACGCACCAGCUUUGAAAUACUUGAACAUCACAGGCCUCUAUUUUAUUGACUUCUGUCUGAUUGAGAACGCGCCAGAACUUGUGGAAGCAAAGAUCAAAGAUGUUUCUCAUAUAGCCAAUGAGAACAUUCUUGCAUCUCUCACUUCAGCCAAGCGUCUUUCCUUUCACUUACCCUUGGAGAUUAAGUAUCCUACCGGUAUCAUCUUCUUUCAGCUGGUAUCUCUGGAGCUGCAUAUAUAUAAAAUAAUUGAGUGGAAUCUACUUUCUUGCAUGCUCGAUAGCUCUCCUAAAUUGCAAAUCCUCAAGCUCAUAGGCCCAUAUCGCGAAGAAUGUCCGGUGGGAUGGGAAUGGAAUCAGCCGAAAUGUGUACCGGAAUGUCUGUUGCUCCAUCUGGAGACAUUGGUGUUGACAAAAUACAAAUGGGAACGAGAAGAUGAGAAACAAGUGGCCACAUACAUCCUCAAGAAUGCUACACAGUUGAAGAAAGCAAUUUUCUCUCAAACAUACAUCAAUCCGAAAGAGCUGAGAAAUUUGGAAGAGAGGCGAAAGAUGCUCAACGAGUUGGCUAGUGUUGUCAGAGCGUCUACUUCAUGUCAACUUGUAUUUAAACCAGAUGAUCUCUAGAAUGUUCUAUGAUGUUUUAGCAAAUUGGAAAUUCUCAACUUCUUGAAUCUUUCAAGAAGUCUAGUGGAUUCUUAAGUGGUAAGAUUCUGGUGCAUUUUGAUGAUUA